Musca domestica (house fly) is the source of this 4819-nucleotide messenger RNA. RefSeq names its product sorting nexin-17 (gene Snx17). Gene Ontology annotation, biological process: intracellular protein transport. The transcript has a single exon. Gene Ontology annotation, cellular component: early endosome. Gene Ontology annotation, molecular function: phosphatidylinositol binding. Lineage: Eukaryota; Metazoa; Arthropoda; Insecta; Diptera; Muscidae. The record is from RefSeq and is a predicted model, not a curated record. Bases 392 to 2005 code for a protein of 537 amino acids.
AUUUAGAUGAUACAUCGCAGCUGUAAAAAUUGUUUGGCUUUGUUUUACCCAAGCAGACAGAUUCACUUUGUUGCUAAUUUUUAUCGACAAUUCUUUGUCUGUCUUCAUAUUCGUAUCGUCGUAAAUGACUAAUUAGAGAAGUGAAGUGUAGCCCACGUAAAUUAAUUUUUGCAAGAAACCAAAUAAAAUACAUUCAUCUAUAAAUCUACACAAUUAGUAACGAUUUUGGGUAUUGUUGUAUCAUCGGUACCGGAACCAAAUAAAAGAGAACACAAUUGUGAAAAGAGUAAAUACACAAUAAAAUCGAAAUAUGUGCAAUAAAGUAAACAUUCAGUCAAUCAUAUACACUUGAAAUUGGAUACCUAAAAUCCACUUUGUUUUUGUGAUAGAAAUGCAUUUCUCUAUUCCUGAUACACAGGAAUUAUAUUCCGAAACGACUGGUACUACCUACACAAGUUAUAACAUUUAUAUUAAUGGUACUUUUCAUGCCUGCCUACGCUACAAACAGUUGCAUGCUCUGAACGAACAAUUGCGAAGGCAGCUGUUGCCCAUUGGCCAUGUUAUGCCAGAGUUUCCUCCAAAGAAAUUUUUGCCAUUAACCAACUCACAAGUUGAAAGUCGUCGUCAAUCCUUGGAGCACUAUUUGCAACUGCUGGGUCAAGAUGCACGUGUUUCAAAGCUGCCGAUCUUCCAACAAUUCUUUUUAAAUGCCCAGCUGGAAACCGCCCUGGCGGAUGGUAUUUUCGAAGAGUAUUUUGGUUAUGGCACCGAGGAUGGUGAUUCAUCCUCCAAUCGCGUUGAGGAAUAUAUGCGCUGUACAUGCCUUGAAGUUAUACUACCAAAUGGUUAUCAGCUCAAGGUAGACAGUUAUGUGUCGGACAAUGCAACAGCAUUAUUGCGAAAGGCUCUAACUUGUGUGCAAUUGCCUGCUGAUAUGAUGCCAUACCUCUGUUUGUUUCUGGUGCGACGUGAAAGCAAAGACUCGUUGGUGUUAUUGAGGAAACUAAUGGAUUUUGAGUCACCGUUUGUGUCGCGACUUUACAACCAACCGUGCCAAAUUCAAAUACGUAAAAGUUAUUGGAAUCCCGCCUAUGAUCUGGUGCUAAUGAAAAAUCCAAUUGCCUGUAAUCUGCUGUUUAUGCAAACAAUUUCCGAGAUUGAGCGUGAAUGGAUAAUUGCCUCGCCGGAGGUGUUGAAAAAAUUGAAAUCGCUACAAGAAUAUGGUAUGCAUAAGGAAUACAUUGAUAUGGCCAGACAACUGCCAUUAUAUGGUUGUUUGCAGUUCCAAGCCUCAGUUGUGGAUUAUCCGGAACCCGAAACAACUGCCUUAAUAGCCAUAGGUAACAAAGAGUUGAGCAUGAGAACUAUGCAACAGGAUAAAAUAUUGGAAACCAAAUUUCGAGUUACCCGUAUGAGAGUGUGGCGUGUCACCGCCUUACACAAUACCCAGCAAACGGACAGCAAAGAGAAGACAUCAAAUCUGCAGUUGUCAUUUGAAUAUUUGAUGUCGAAACAGAAUCUGCGAUGGAUUACCAUCAGUAGUCCACAGGCAAUGCUAAUGUCUGUGUGUUUGCAGGAAAUGGUUAAUGAAUUGCUCAAUUACAAGGAUAAUAAUAAAGAACCAGCAGCACCUACACCCACGGGCAGCAGCUCACAACAGACUACUUGCUCAUCAUCAUCGUCGACUUCAUCGUUUACCUAUCCAACGCCUACAUCCUCAUCAUCAUGUUCGUCUUCCUUUGCUCCUCACGCAAAUCCCAAUAGUUACGUGCAAUCCUAUAAUGAUCCGAUUUUGGGCGGAGAUGAGGAGUCCGCCUCGCCGUGUGAUAACAACUCAACAGAGGCGCCAAUUAAAUUUUUAGCUCAACGAAUUUUAAGCAAACAAAAUCCUAGAAUAUCAAAGCAACAUUCCUACGGCGCUGUCUUCUUUCGCAACUCAAUGUUGGCGCGAGAGGAUUCAGUGCAAAACGAGGCAUUUGAGGGAAUUGGUGAUGAUGAUUUAUAAAAUGGGUUUUUUAUGAUCAAAUAAGAAAUGUAAAUAAUUUGAGUUUAGAGAUUGUCCAUAUAUGACAAGUUAUGAUAUGUUCAAAGUAAACGAACGUGAAUCAUUUGGUCGGUUCCAGAACCUGUAAGAAUCUACUAGCUUUGCAAUUUUCUCCGAUAUCAUAAAGGGAAAAUCGGUUAUCGCUAGUAAAAACUUUUACAUUCCUGCAAUUCUGGAACAGACCAAUUAUUGUACGAAAUGUUAUAUUGUGCCAAAGUCGUCCAGUUCCAUUCAUCUCUUGUUAUGUUGACAUUUUUAAUUUUUGGGAUUAAAGGCAAGUCGAUAUGCCUUUCUAUGCAUAAGGGAUAUGCAACAGUGCAACUUCGAUAGGAAGGAUUGAUAUUUUGAUUUGUUCGAAAAAUUAUUUAAUUAUUCAAAUUGAUUGUAGUGAAUACUUCUGACCAGUUUAGUUUAAAGAAAUUAAAACAAGUUUUUGUUUCUGUUUAUCCUCCGAUAUUAACAUAUUCUCUUAUUGAACGCACGUCGGUCGCAAAGAAUCAGUGCCUCAAUAUAGUUCCUGUAAACAAUGAGGCACUGAUUCUCAGUGACUGAGGAAGCGCCGAGGAUAAACCGAAACUUAUUUCAUUUUUAAACCCUCGACCAUUCUAUGGUCACCCCGUUUGUAACUCCUCGAAAUUUUCAUAAUAGACCCUACAAAGUAUAUAUAUUCUGGAUCAGCGUAAAAUUCUAAGACGAUCUAGCGAUGUCCGUCUGUCUGUUGUAAUCACGCUAUCUUUCAAACAAAUUGAGAUAGAAGGCUAAAUUUUUGCAUACAUGCAUAGUUUACCAAUAGGCAGGUUAAGUUCGUAAAUCUGUCAUGUUGGUCCAUGUUUUUGUAUAGCCCUGAUAUAACGGUACCUCCCGAUAUUCGGUAUUUUCAUGAUUUUAGCGACAUUAUUUAACGGAAUUAUUAAAAAUUCGUAUUUGCAGUUCGUAAUGGUUAGCCUAUGACAAACAUUUUUGUAUGCAGGUUCAAGUCCUCGUAUAGCCCCCAUAUAAUGGUACCUCCCGAUAGUCGGUAUUUCGACGAUUUCAGCAAAAUUAUUCAGUGGAACUUUUUCAAAUUUCGCACUGGAAGAUCCUAAUGGGUACUACAACCUAAGACAGAAAAUUGUCAGUGCAGGUCCACGUCUUUGUAUAGCCUCCAUAUGACGGCACCUCCCGAUUUUCAUAAUUUUUGCGACAUUAUUCGCCGUAAUUGUAACAAAUUUCGUAUUUGAAGUUCACAAUGGGCACUACAGCCUAUGACAAAAAAAAAAAAUCGUAUACAGCCCCAUGUCUUCGUAUAGCCCCCAUAUAACGGUUUUCAUUUAAGUGGGGUUUUGGGUUGUUUUAAAACUUUUCAGUUUCUUUCGAAAUGGUGAAGGGUAUUAAAAGUUCGGCCCAGCUGAACUUAACUGCUUUUUUACGUGUUUUAACUAAACUGGUUAGGAGUAUUCUCCAUAAUCAAUUUGAUUGUUGAAUCUAUUUUUCGAGCAGGUUAUAAAAAUAACUCCUAUUACGUAUACCCACUACAUUAAGAAGUUGUAAGACAAAGAACUAUGGCGUUCUUUGUCAAUAUUGUCAAUUUCAUACUAACUUACUGGCGUAUCUCUUUGUUAGAGUUGGCGUAUUGGUUAUCUGCAAUCAAGUAUCGUAUUUGAAUAGGUAAAGUUUCUUUUGUUUACAUAAGUAUUUUAGAACAUAACAAUGAUCAAGUACAUAUAAAAAUAUAUGGCUAAGAAUUUGUCGUUACCCAUUCAAAUGGUACAGAUUUUAUUCGAUCUCUAUAUUAUACAUCAAAUGGUAAGUUAAUUCCAGAUUAAAAUUAUAUAAAAAAAAGAAAAUUUUCGAAUCCGACAGAAUUGUAACUACUUGUAUAUUUCUGUCUAUAUCUUUGGCAGCUUUCUGGGUGCAUAAAAACAAAGUUUUCCAUUUUCUCCAUUACAAAUCUAUUUUGAUUAUCUAUGUCUAUUUUGUUCAUGCCAUUUUUGCAUUUAAUCGUACAAGACUUCUUAAAAAUAAAGAAAGGAACCUAUUAAUAUAACAAAUUUUGUACAUCUCAUAAAAAACUAAAACGUAAAUUAGUAAAAUAUUCUCUUAUAAAAUAUCAGUAAUCAUUAAAAAACAGUGAUAAAAUCAGCUGAACAUAAAUUGUAAUACAAAACAAAAAACAGUUAACAAAAUAGUCAUUGUAUUACAAAAGAUUAAUACUAAAGCAAAAUCUCUAAAUAUACGUGUAAAGUUAGAGAACACAUUGAUAUAAUAUAUAUACUUACCUAUAAGCAUAAACCCGACUUUAUUUUCUAUUUUAUUCUUCUAUCAAUCUACUUUUGUUCAAAACAACGAAUCAUGAUCUUGUCUAAAAAAAAAACUAAAAAAUAUUUUUUUAUAGAAAAAUUUAUUUGAUUGCCAAAAGAUUUUGAAACAAAAUCUCCUAUGUUUGUAAAUUAAUAAAACAAAAUUCUAAAUUUAAUAAAAAAUAUUUGUUAACUCAUUAAAAAUUGUAUUCGUUUUGGAAGAGAAGAAAUUUUAUUUACAGGAUUUUUUAUAUACACAUACAUACAUAUAUAUUUGUAUAAUUUAAGAUAUCUUUUGUAAAUGCAUUUAAACAUUUUUACAUGCCUACACAUCUCCAAAAAUUGCAUAUACAUAUAUAUAUAUAUUUACGUAUAAUUAGUUUGAAAUAUUUAAAAUUUACUAUUUUUACUACUCAAUUAUAUAAUUAAUAAAAAAUAAAUAAAUGUGUUAUGUAAAGUUUUUGAAUUAAUAAAACAUAACAAUAAUUAUAUAAAA